AUGCCACCAGUGAAUAAUAAGUGUCAGUCAUUGUCAACGGCGUGGAUCUUUUGCGGAAAUGCGGGUCGGACACUGAUCAGAGGCCUUGGUUUCGCCCCUCUGCCGGAUCCUUUCAGCACCGCAAAAGAGCUGGCAGGCGUCAGCAUCACUUCUUCCGAUGCAUGUUUAAGCCCGGCUUUCAAUAGGCCCUGCGAUGAAGGACUCUUGUCAGAAGUCGGCUUGCCCAUGGCUCACUUCGUGAGGACAACCGUUCCCAAAGAGGCCGCAAGUUUCGCGGCUUCGACAUCAUUCUUUGUGGUUGGUUUGGAUGCUCAAGUGUUGAGACGAGAGACAAAUUCAUUCACAUCCCCUCAAUUGCCAUUGACUAUCAUGUCUUUACACUUUGAAGUUUAG
This is a messenger RNA of Protopolystoma xenopodis, 393 nucleotides long. The record is from the annotation of a GenBank genome assembly. NCBI's taxonomy places the organism in Eukaryota, Metazoa, Platyhelminthes, Monogenea, Polystomatidea, Polystomatidae.